CCCUUCACCGUCCCUCUCGCCCAUCGUAACCCCCUCCACGCGUUUCCCUCCUCGGUUCCGAUCGCCUCCGCGGCCGAUCCCUGCGAUCCCCAUCCGACGGCCCUCAGAUCCCGCUCCGCUGCCACUGCUGCCGACGACGACCGCCUUUUCGCGUCCGGUCUGACUCGGAUUCCCUGGUGGCUGGGAUGGACAGCUUGAGGAGAGGCGGAUCCGCGAGGCUUUGCUGUUGAGGGGAGGAACGAGACAAGAUGCCUGGUCUGUUGACGAGGAGCGCGCAACUCGGCAGUGCCCCGGCGCCCGCCCGAUCGGCGUCGCCCGAUGGCAUCUGGUCCAAGCACCGCGAUAGCAUCACCUUCGAUCGGCUACAGAAGUUCUGGAGCGAGCUACCCCUUCACACACGAAAGGAGCUCCUGAGACUAGAUAAACAGACACUGUUUGAACAAGCUAGAAGGAACCUCUACUGUUCCAGGUGCAACGGAUUGCUUCUGGAAGGCUUCUCACAGAUUAUCACCUAUGGAAAGUCAUUGCAGCAGGAAGGUGCCAGUUUUCGAUAUUUUGGUAGUGAAGGAACUUGCCAAUCUCAGUACAGAAAUGAUCAUGAGGUGCAGGAUCCAUCAUUGCAUCCUUGGGGAGGCCUGACAGCGACUAAGAAUGGUGUUCUGACAGUUCUCGACUGCUUCAUAUGUGCAAGGUCACUGAAGACACUCCAGAAUGUGUUUGAUAGUGCUCGAGCUAGGGAACAUGAGCGUGAAUUGCUUUACCCUGACGCGUGCGGUGGUGAAGGCAGGGGUUGGAUUAGCCAAGGGAUGGCUAAUUAUGGUAGAGGGCAUGGAACCCGAGAAACCUGUGCUUUGCAUACUGCAAGGCUUUCAUGUGAUACACUUGUGGAUUUUUGGUCUGCCCUGGGCGAGGAAACUAGAUCAUCCCUCCUGCGUAUGAAGGAAGAAGAUUUCAUUGAGAGGCUUAUGUACAGGUUUGACAGCAAGAGGUUUUGCAGAGAUUGCAGAAGAAAUGUCGUUCGUGAAUUCAAGGAGUUGAAAGAAUUGAAGCGCAUGCGGAAGCAACCUCGCUGCACUAAGUGGUUUUGUGUUGCAGAUUCAGCUUUCCAAUAUGAGGUAUCAGAGGAUACUGUUCAAGCUGACUGGCACCAGUCUUUUACUGAUACAGUUGGAACUUAUCACCAUUUUGAAUGGGCAAUUGGAACUGGUGAAGGACAAACAGAUAUAUUGGAAUUUGAAGAUGUAGGCAUGAACGGAAGGGUCCAAGUGACUGGACUUGAUCUGGGUGGUUUAGGUGCAUGCUUUAUUACAUUAAGAGCUUGGAAACUCGAUGGUCGUUGCACUGAACUCUGUGUAAAAGCUCAUGCACUCAAGGGACAACAUUGUGUCCAUCGCAGGCUUAUAGUAGGUGAUGGUUUUGUGACAAUAACAGUGGGGGAAAGUAUUAGAAGGUUUUUUGAACAUGCUGAGGAAGCUGAGGAAGAAGAGGAUGAUGAUGUAAUGGAUAAAGAUGGAGAUGAACUUGAUGGCGGUGGUUCCCGGUCACAGAAGCAUGCUAAGAGUCCUGAACUUGCUAGGGAGUUUCUUCUAGAUGCUGCAACUGUAAUUUUCAAAGAACAGGUGGAAAAGGCUUUCAGAGAAGGUACAGCACGGCAAAAUGCACACUGUAUAUUUGUUUGUCUUGCGCUAAAAUUGCUGGAAGAACGGAUUCAUGUUGCUUGUAAAGAAAUUAUUACAUUAGAAAAGCAGACUAGACUUCUUGAGGAAGAGGAAAAAGAGAAAAACAAAGAAGAAGAGCGUAAGGAGAGGAGGAGGACAAAAGAACGGGAAAAGAAGCUUAGAAGAAAAGAGAGGCUAAAAGAGAAAGGGAAGGAAAGGAAGCUUAUUGAAUCAAAGUCACUUUGUGAUGUUUUUCCUGCAACUACAAAUGGAUCAUCCUCAAGUACUCAUGGUGAAUCAAUUAACAUUCCUGAUUCUGGAGAUUUUGUUAGUGAACCAAGAGAUAUUUCUCUGCUUGAAUGCCCUGUUUCUCCUGAUAUUGCUGAUGAACUAUCCUCAUGUGGAAGUAUUUACAUGACUGAUGCUCUACCACAGCAAACCGAUGUUGAUGAAAAAUUUUAUAACAGGAAUGCAUCCGAGUGUUCAAAAUCAUUGAACCGGAAAUUGAGACCUAGGAAAGAUUAUCUUUUUGAUCAGGCAUCCAACUGGUAUGAUAGACGUCGAUGUUAUAUUAGUGAUGAGUGUGUCAAUCAACAAGAGGAGGCUGAUACCAGGGUAUGUUCUUCUAGGGGCAUAAAUGGCUUGCGCAGGCCACCAAGAGAAAGGUUUGUGAAGAAUAAUCAUCGAAAAUGCAAUCUCAAAUUUCACUGUUCACAUUCUAGAGUUCGAGAUAAAUUUGACCUUCAGUCUUGUAGAUGUCAACAAGAUGAUUACAGCGAAAAGGAUGGGUAUCACAUUUCUAUGAUUAGAUUGGGUAGGGAGAUCAAGACUGUCAGUAAAACAGAACGUGCGAUGGAUUUGCCUAGGUGUUCCUAUCGGAAUGCCAAAUACGGUAAUGGCUGUUACUUGCCUGAUAAUCUUGGCAGUAUGAAAACAAAGCAUGUUGUUGAUACUGCAAGCAAAGAGAUUCUCCAUACAAAGCAGAUUUGGGAGCCACUGGCUGCACGGAAAAAGUGCUCUACAGGCAAUCCUGAUUCUAAGAACACCUUGAGAACUGUUAGUGGGGUUGAACCCUUGAAGGAGAUUGUGUUUGACAAAGGUGAAAAUGGACAUCAUCAACCUAUUGGAUUUGAGUCAUUUGAUAAUAUGUGCUCAUCCGAGUGUUCAGGCAAAGUUGACACUUCGAUUAGUUGUCAGUAUCAUGAAGAUCAUGAUAAUUCAGACAAGUUUGGUUCUAAUAUUAACACUGCUUUUCAGAAUGGAUUUGGCCUUGUAAAAAGGACAGAAUAUCAUUCAAACAAUAAUAUAGAAGAAAAACAGAGCCCCAUUAAAAUCAGUUGUUCUGAGCCAGUAAGGAGCUCUUCUAGUUCGGAUAAUUGCUUCUCUUGUCCUAGUGAGGGGGAUGGCAGCACCAGCUCUUCAAGUCCUCAAAAUGCAGAAUCAUCCUUGACUUCAGAUUCAGAAGAUGCUUGCCAACAAUCUUGUGGCGGAGAUGCAUCAAUAUAUAAUAGUGAUUCCUUCCAUAGAUAUCUAGAUGAAUCUCCAGAUGACAAGAUUAUGACAAAUGGAGAUGGUUCUUUGGCAAAUAGUUCUGCUGGAUUUCCAGCUGAGAACCAUGUAGAAUGUGAUUUUUCAGGAGAGAACUCAAGUUCUGGCCAAGACUCAAAUAAUGGACGAUUUGGUUUUGUUGUGGCUCCUCCACUGAAUCAUAUGCUUCCAGUGCCAAACCAUAGUAUACAUGUUCCAUUUAUUCCCUCACCAACUGUGAGCUACCAUACCAGAAAUGUAGGUUUGUGGUCAGCUCCUCCUUGUAAUGGAUUCGUGCCACUUCCUCAGGCAAAUCACUGUUUGCUCCAAAGUCAUCUUAGCUAUGGUCUGCCGGCAAAUAGACCAUCAGAUUUCAGCAUGCAUUGCAAUAAUGUACAACCAUUGACUGUUCCUGUUUUUGACCGAAGCAAGCAAUUCUUGUACCAGACAACUGACAGAAUGAAUGUUGGAAACUCAAAAUUCCAAAACAAGCUUUCCAACUCCUGUAGGUUUCAGCAGUUGCACACUUCAGUUGAACCAAUAGGUAGUCAGUGUUUUCCUGGAAGGUCAUUUUCAGAUAGACAGCUCCCAUCAAAACCAUCUGCAGGGAAAAAUAACAAUGCUGAACAUUGUGUUAAAUCACAUAAUGAGAGUCCAUCCUUCUCUUUAUUUCACUUUGGUGGUCCAAUGGCUGGAACUACUGCUGGAUUUAAUGUUAAACUACCGUCUUUGAAAGAUGGAGGUAUGGAAGGAUUUAUUUCCAACUUAAGUACAGCUCAGGGUCAGGUUUGCUCGAAAGAGGAAAUAAAGGUUGAAGAGUACUGCUUAUUUUCUUCUAAAAAUGAUGCAAGAUUUUCUUUCCUUUAAUGCAGUUCAUCCAGCAGGUUGGAAACAACAUUAUCUACCUCAUGAGAAUGUAAGUCCAAAUCCUGCAAGGCUGCAUGCUUGUGCCAUUUAUUGUUCCUGGUCUAGCUAAAAACCAGAAGCUUAGAGGAAUGUAACUCAUGAAAUUUUGUCCCAAUUAUAUUAGACUAAUCCAUGUGAAGAAAGAUAGAUACAUGUUCUUGGAUUUCUUAUAAUUCAUCAGUGCCCCAGUGAGAUCCCUUUUAUAAAAAGUGUGAAUCUUGUCCCAGUGUGUGAUGACAGCAAUAAUGAUAUUGGUACUGGGGCUUGAUGAUAAUUUGUAGACAAUUGUACUACUCGGUGUGCC
Molecule: messenger RNA, 4395 nt
Organism: Musa acuminata subsp. malaccensis (wild Malaysian banana)
Lineage: Eukaryota; Viridiplantae; Streptophyta; Magnoliopsida; Zingiberales; Musaceae
Source: RefSeq, a predicted model, not a curated record